Ipomoea triloba (trilobed morning glory) is the source of this 612-nucleotide messenger RNA. RefSeq lists its product as uncharacterized. The coding region runs from base 1 to 612 and encodes 203 amino acids. The transcript has a single exon. NCBI's taxonomy places the organism in Eukaryota, Viridiplantae, Streptophyta, Magnoliopsida, Solanales, Convolvulaceae. Gene Ontology annotation, molecular function: nucleic acid binding; RNA-DNA hybrid ribonuclease activity. The record is from RefSeq and is a predicted model, not a curated record.
AUGUACUGGAAUGGGAAAAUGUGGCAUGUUGAAGAGAUUAAGCUUUAUGUUCAAUCAUUGGUGUCCUCAUGGCAUCAUGCAUAUUCCUCCACGUCUGCAUGGAGUAGUAACAUUAUGCCUCCUAUGCAUGCUGGUUCAAACUCUAGUUGGUGUCCGCCUCCGGAAGGUUUUUUGAAGUGUAAUGUUGAUGCUGCGUUGCUCGAUGAUAUCAUGGGUUUUGGGGCAGUGGUGAGAGAUCAAGUUGGGAAGUUUGUGGCGGCCUUCUGUCGUCGUUUGCAUUGUUUUCGAGAUCCCUAUCUGGCGGAGACGAUGGCGGUAAAAGAGGCUCUUACUUGGUUAAAGAAUUAUGGUCAUAAUAAUGUGAUACUUGAGUCUGAUUGUUUAAAUUUCUGCACUAGCUUUAAUUCUGGUUGUUUAAACUUUUCAUAUGUGGGUCUUAUUAUUAAGCAUUGUUCAAUUGCUAAUGGCAUUGGGAACAUUGUUGUUCGCCAUGUCAAGAGGUCAGCGAAUCACGUAGCUCAUGUGCUUGCACGGGCGACGGAUUCUUCUUCUGUCCUUGGGGUUUGGGAUGUCUCCCCGCCCUGGUGUAUUUCUGAUCUGGUUGCUUUUUAA